AAGUUAGGAUCGGUUUGUAAGGUAUAAUGACGGAAAACUGCGAUUAUUAUAGUUAAGCACGACUGUGUAAUUGACGGACACGUACCGGGGGAGUUACCGUGUAAAACACCUGUAGAUUCACAGGUAGCAUAGAUCAAUGCACUCAGAUGACGGUAAUGCUAGGCACCUGUCCACCGACGUAAGGCGCGGAGACAUUCCUCAUGUCGGUGUCUUAUGAUGUUAUAAUUGUUGGUGUCGUCUGCGGUGGGGUAGCAGCUAUAAUUCUUAUUGCCCUAGUAUGGCGUUACUGCACCAUAAAACGGAAGCGACAAUCAACCUACGAACAGAUUCUUCCAAACCGGAAGCAGAGUGUUCACAUAGAAAACGGAACCCUAGUAGUAAAUAUGAAACAAAUCCCCUUCACCGUGCCCACUCAGACCACAUCCUUAGGAAGGAGGAUAGAGAGGGGGUCGUCCGAGGAGUUCCGGCCCGGGGGAGGGGGCUUAUCGGAACCCACUUCACCGCUCAACGUCAAACGGCCUUCUGUUGAAAUACCAGGUGCCUAUGCUUUGGGAUCUAUAGACCCCAGUCUAUAUAAAAUUGUGGAUGAGGAUGAUGAUUAUGAAAUCCCUUUGGAUCAUAUCGGGAGAGUUUGGUUUGCUGUGGAGUAUGAAAGAGAGACAGAAAAACUGCUGGUGACACUCAUGAAGGCAAAGAACCUGCCGACGCGACAAUAUGGCAACAACAGCAGUUGUGACCCAUUCAUCAGAUUGUAUUUAAUGCCUGAUGAACGUCGAUAUUUACAGUCUAAAUUCAAAAAGAAGACAUGCAACCCAAAGUUCGAAGAGAGCUUUGUUUUUCAGGUGUCCUAUAGGUCGCUCCAGGACCGGGUGUUGAAAAUGACUGUUUAUGACGUCGACCGUCACAGACGUCAUAAUGUCAUAGGUCACGCUCUUUACCCUCUCAAAGACCAUGACGCAGAAAGCAAUGAGCGCCUUGUUAUAUGGAGGGACCUCGAAAGGGAGGUCACUGAGACGACAGCCGACAAGGGGGAGUUGCUUGUAGCCCUUUGCUACAAUAACCACCUAGAGCGUCUAACGGUGGGGGUGUUAGAAGCCCGGGACCUUAAAUACGACAGCCAACCCAGUGAUACGUAUGUUAAAGUCAGUGUUCUAGUCCAAAAUAAAGUGGUGAAAACAAAGAAAACGGAAGUACUGAAGAAGACAGACUCUCCUAAUUAUAACGAAUCCUUCACAUUCAAACUUCCUGUUGCAAGUCUUGACGCUGCUAGCCUAAGUCUAACCAUCAUGCAGCAUUCCAGUGGACAUAAAGAUAAAAUAAUAGGAAGAGUAAUUCUGGGAUCUUUCAUGUUUGCCAGAGGAAAGGAGUUGGACCAUUGGAACGAAAUGGUGGCAAAUCAAAGAGACCAAGUUACUCAGUGGCAUGGGCUAGUGUGACCGUCUGUCUGUGACGCAUCUACAUAAACUUGAGUGAUUGUGUAUAAAAACAAAGGCUUGUUUAUCUGUAUGACACACAGAGACGUGUAUAAUUGUCUGAUACACAUAGACUUGUAUGAUUGUGUAUAAUACAUAAACUUGUAUGAUUGUCUGAAACACAUAAACUUGUAUGACUGUCUGGAAAAAAUUAGACUUGUAUGAUACACAUGCAUUAUGUAGGUUUGCCUGAAAAACAUAGACUUGUAUGAUACACAAGACUUGUAUGAUUGUAUGAUACACAGAUAUCUGUAUGAUGCACAAAGACUUUACUUGUAUGAUUGUGCAUAAUACAUAGAUUUGAAUGAAUGGCUGAUACACAUAGACUUGUAUGAUAUACAUGGACUUGUAAAUUUAUGAUACAUUGUACACAAAGACAUAUAUGGAUGUCAAACAGACACAAAUUUGUAUGAUUUUCUGAUUGCUGCACACAUUGGUUUUUUUCUGUUCGGUAAACAUUUGAUUUGCAGGACUGUCUGAUUGUAACAAAUAAGUCGUCUGCUGUACACGGACUUGUAUUUUUAAUUUGACUGAAUGUUUAAGAUAACGGUUUGUCUGUCUGUGAUAUGGAUUUAUAUGGCUGCCUGUUUGUUUAACUAGUGCUGUUGUGUGAUUUGAAUUCUGUUUAAUUUGUGCGUUUGUCUGUUUGUUACACAGGUUAUUGGGAUAGUUGGACUGACCUACCUUCUUUGUCAGUGUUGAGACUGGUGUGUUUGUCUGUUUGUUACAUAGGUUAACAGGAGAGUGGGACUGACCUACUUUUCCUGUCAGUGUUCAGAUCGGUGUGUUUGUCUGUCUGUACGAGCUGCUUCAUCAUUCCAUUUGCUGCCUUUUCUUUCAAACAAAAGAACCACUAAUUACUAGUAUACACAAACAUGAUUGAACGACUGUCAUUGGAUUUUUACAGUACACGUUUUCUUCUUUGAUUUCAUUACAGCAAAUGAUGCAGCAUAUAAACUACAUUUUCCGUAUUAAUGACAUACGAAACAAACAAAUAAGAAACGUCUGGAUAGAUAUAUAUAAUCUUAAGACAUUGUAAGCUUUCAAUGAUGUUCGAAUUUCUACCUAUCUACAACUAUACAAAUUUUCGCUUCUUUAAAUCACAUUAUUAUGAAAAUCUUUUGAAAAAAUCAAAUAUCUACGCUGUUCAAGUUAUAUGUUUGACUCAUUUUAACAUAAAUUAAGUUUUAUUUUCAUGAUUAUUGACAAGUUUGUUUGUAUCAUCUGUCCUUGAGUGAUCUUAUUUCUUCAUUGUGGUUAGUAGUCAUGUUGUAAAAAAAAAAAUCAUUUUAGAUGCAUCACCGGUUAUUUUUUUUUUUUUUGGCU
This is a messenger RNA of Saccostrea cuccullata (small rock oyster), 2798 nucleotides long. Its product is annotated as synaptotagmin-15-like. The record is from RefSeq and is a predicted model, not a curated record. Gene Ontology annotation, molecular function: calcium ion binding; calcium-dependent phospholipid binding; clathrin binding. The coding region runs from base 201 to 1436 and encodes 411 amino acids. Gene Ontology annotation, cellular component: plasma membrane; exocytic vesicle. Gene Ontology annotation, biological process: cellular response to calcium ion; calcium ion-regulated exocytosis of neurotransmitter; regulation of dopamine secretion. Lineage: Eukaryota; Metazoa; Mollusca; Bivalvia; Ostreida; Ostreidae. The transcript is spliced from 9 exons.